CUUCAAUCACUGAACUGUUUGUUUGUUUUUUGAACAAUGUAUUUAUUAUCAAUCACUGAACUUACUCUAUAUUUGGGACAGGCGUCUAUAUGGGACCGGCCUUUAAUUCCUUUUGCACAAAAGAGAGACACCGUAGAACGAAUAAAAGAUGAAGAUUACUGUAGUUAUUUCAACUUGGAUGAAAUUUAAUGAAAAGGUUUUGAUUGUUUUGAUCGGUGGACCUGGUGGGCUUUAAGACGCUUUAUACAUCCAGAGAACUUAAAUAAAAAACAGAAAAGGCGCCUAAUUGAGACCUGCAUUCAUGUGUUGUGCAGUAGGUAGCUUCAACGUAUUCCUUUAAGGCGCUCGUCAUAAUUAUGUGUGCAAAAGUGCUUCUUUUUGCCACCGACAGGCUCAGAUUGUUAUACCAGGUGUCUGACACAAUCAUAGAAGGGAUCCCUAUGAGUAACCUUGUUUUAAACCAGAAACAGAAGUCUUGUUAAGGACAAUUCUUGCAGUACAUUGCAGCCACUGAAGCUAGUUCAUGGGAAGCCAUCUACUGCACGGAUUUCAAAACAUUUUGUACCUAUUAGUCAUAUAUAGUAAGAGUGUCCUUGUGUUUGAGACAAACUGGCUCAGGGAAACAGACAUUUUACCUAAUGCAAAUGUUUGACAUAAUGUUUCAUCAGUUAAUUGCAAACACUUGUUAAUACUGCUUAUACGUCUGGAACACUAAUGUCAGGAAACUGCAGACAAACUUAUGUCCAUUACAGCUCUGAUAAUAGUUUUCUCACAAUGUUAAAUUAAUGUGAAAUAAUUGAAAUAACCGCCCAGGUUUGGACAGGGCAGACCAGAAAGGGUUAAUGCGAGAGGAUGUUUGUGUUCAAACAGUGGAAAAACAGUAUUGCUGCCAGAUUUUGGGAGCGACUGAUUGCUUCUUAUGCGAGAAGACGUAGACAACAGGAAGAUGUGUUCUGUGUAUAAAAAUGUGUAGAUUCAGACUUGAUCCUCUGUCUUUUUACCAUUUCAUAAACACCAUGCUGUGUGAAAGGUUCCCUCACUUCCUGUUCUUUAUCGAUCAGAAUUUAGACGAUGUCAUAAUGUUGAUGAUGUCAUAAACAAAGUUCUGAGGGGAAAGUGAUGUCACUGCCUGCUUCCACAUUCUGAAGAUCAAAGCCACAGAGUGAACACAUUCUGAAACACAUUCAGCUCCUCAGUCUAAUCAAUCAUUUACAACUGAGCUUCGUGUACAGAGCCCAGAAAAACAAGCGCUGGUUAACACAGUCGUUAAGAGAGAAGAAAAAUGAGCUGCAUCGAGGAAACGGUCCCUUCUGAGAUGUUCUUUGACAAUCUGGGCAUGGACGUCAGCCAAGAACAAGCAGAUAUAUCUGACCAAGAAAUCAAAGUGGACUUGGAUGCAGUCAUUCAACAACUGGAAGGAAUAGAUCUCCAACUGCAAAGGUACGCUAGACAAUAUGAGAAAAAACAACUAGCAGAGCUCCAUGCAAAUAGCCAAACUCAAAAAGAACUGGAUGCAAUGUCCAACGCUAUGCAAGUGGCGAAAGAAGCCAUUUUGAACGCCAAUGAAGCUUUGGAAAAAGAACGUCAGGAGCUACACAAUAGGACACAUGAUAAAUCCUUUGAGGAGAACUAUGAUAAAGUCAAAGCAGAGCUCUUAGCAGCAAGCCAGCAAAACGAGGCGCUGAGACAAGAAAUUCAGGAGCUCAGGAGAAGACCCCAAAAUGAACCAUCUUUGCGGGAAUUGUAUUUUGUCAUUAAGGAGGAAACAGAGGCCAUGAGGCUCCAAAAUUACAGGAUACAAGAGGAAAUCCAGGAGCUCAAAGAAAAGCGUAGAAAUUUAACUGCUCUGGAUGAAACGUUUGACACACUGAAAGCAGAGAAAGAGGCGAUACGCCAGCAAAAUGACGACCUGAGCCAAGAGAUUCGGGAGAUAUCCAAAGAUCUCCGAUAUGAAAAGGCUCUGCAGGAAAUGAAUGAGCAAAUGGAAGUUUCCAAAGUGACCAUCAGCCAGGAGAACGCAGCACUGAAAGAACAACGCCAGAAGCUCUACAAAGACUAUGAAGAUCAAAAGAUUUUCGGUGUCAUGUGUAGGGAGAAGUUGCACAAGAUGGAAUUUAUGUGCAGAGAAAAUGAAGACCUCCAAAAAGACGUUGAGGACCUUACCAGUAGGAUCCAGAACAGAAAAGCCAUGAAAGACCAAUAUAAAGGCCUGAAAUCAGAAGAAAAAGUUGUCUCUGCAGAACAAAGUGAGCUUCUUAAAACACUUGCAACGCUCCACUCAAAGUUUCAAGGUAUGAAAGACUAUGAAGGCAAGUGUGGUUCGCUGAGAGAGGAGAUAGGAGCCUUAAGACAACGCAACGAUGAACUCCAUCAAGAAAUCCAACAGCGCAGUGAGGAGAUAGAAAACAAAACUGUUACAAAGGCAAUUUAUGCCUCACUGAAAGGAGAGAAAAAUAAUCUAACGCACAGAAAUAAAAUCCUGAAAAAAGAAAUGCAGGAGGUGGAGAAAAGGGUUGUAAAGGAACAAGCUUGGGUAGGCAGGAAUAUUGUCAUGAAAGAAGAAAAUGAAGCCUUGAGCCAACAAAACCACACAUUACAGCUGGAGGUUGAAGAGCUGUACGGCAGACUGCAAAGUGAAAAAAUACUGGAGGUCACGUACAAAUCGCUGACGACGGAAAAAGAUGCCACGAGUCGAAGAAACGAUGUCCUUCGACGAGAGGUCCAGAAGCUCAAAGAAAAGCUGAACAGUGAAAGAGCUUUAGAAAGUGCACACAACGCAAUGCAGGCUGAGAAACAGAAGGUCGACCGAGAGCACGCAGCCCUGCAGCAAGAAAUUCAAGACCUGAACAGCUCCUGAAGAGCUAUAUGGAAAGCUGACAUACAUUGUUUUUGCUUUCCAAGGGAAAAAAGGGUAUGGAUUUAACUUCAGCCUCACACAAAAAGGUGCUGGUUCGAUUCCUGGGCCUGACUCUUUUUGUGUGGAGUUGGAUUUUCUCCCCUGUGUGAAUGUGUGUGAGUGGUUGUUUGUUUCUAUGUGCCCCGUGUUGGACUGGCGACCUAUCCAGGUUGUACCCGGCCUCCCACCUAAUGUCAGCUGGGAUUGGCUCCGGUCGAGCAUAUGGAUGAAACUUCAGCCUCACGCAAAAAGGUGCUGGUUCGAUUCCUGGGCCUGACUCUUUUUGUGUGGAGUUGGAUUUUCUCCUCAGAUUGACCUAAAAAUACCAAACCACUAACUGAAAGAGGGGCGGCACAGUGGUGCAGUGGUUAGCACUGUCACCUCAGAGCAAGAAGGUCCAGGGUUCAAACCUUGGUCAUCCAUGGUCCAGGGUCUGAACCUCGGUCGUCUGCGUCUCUGUGUGGAGUUCAUAUGUUCUCCCCGUGUCUGUCCCGGUUCCCCCCCAUUAUAAAACAUUUAUUAUGUAGAUUCUGAAUUGACCUAAAAAUACCAAACCACUACCUAAAAGAGGGGCGGCACAGUGGUGCAGUGGUUAGCACUGUCACCUCAGAGCAAGAAGGUCCAGGGUUUGAACCUCGGUCGUCUUCGUCUCUGUGUGGAGUUUACAUGUUCUCCCCGUGUCUGUCCCGGUUCUCCCCGGGUGCUCCGGCUUCCCCCCACCGUCCAAAGACAUGCAGGUUAAUUGGUGACUCUAAAUUGUGCUUCAGUGUGAAUGUGUAUGAAUGAUGUUUGUUUCUAUGUGCCCUGUGAUGUUUGAUGUUCUCCCCUCUCCACCAUGGGGUUACUCCACGUGCUCCAGUUUCCUCCCACACCAGAAAACAUAUAUAAUAUGUGGAUUCUUGAUUAUUGACCUCAAAAUAAAUAAAUAAAUAUAUAAAUUGAAUAACUUUGUUAUU
Messenger RNA from Micropterus salmoides (largemouth bass), 3852 nucleotides. RefSeq names its product protein Daple-like. The transcript has a single exon. Lineage: Eukaryota; Metazoa; Chordata; Actinopteri; Centrarchiformes; Centrarchidae. Bases 1283 to 2857 code for a protein of 524 amino acids. The record is from RefSeq and is a predicted model, not a curated record.